AUUAAUAACUAUGAAUCUUAUAUUGCUUUCCAUACUUGUACUUGCAGCUUUAUGAAACUCUUCUGAAUCAGACCCUGAUAAGAUUCUUGUCUGAUGCAAGUCUAAUAAUGAAGUAGAUUACACAUGAUGUGAUAUUUCCAAGAGUGCAGAUUUUAAAACUUCAUAUAUGAGAGAGCAAUCAGUAAGCACUCUGAAGUGAGCAAUAGUGUCAAGUCCACCCAAUGAGGCCAGAUAUAUAGACACAGAAGGACAUAUCAUUGGAAGAGGAGAAGAAGCUGCUCUUGAGGAGCUUUGAGGUUUCUUUCCAGACAAUGAACCCGAGCUAAAAGUUUAUGCCUCAAUGCAUAUUCUCAUAAUAAUUUUUAUCCCCAUUAUUUUGACUGUUAUGGGAGCAUGCACUGUAGUUUGCCUUGUAGGCCCUAGGAAGCUGUUCAGGAUGAACCUCGAGUUUGCAGGUAUUCGGAAAAGGCAAGACAAUAGUCAGUCUAGUUCAAGGAUGACCAGAAACCAUUUAGAUGAGUCCUCUUCAGAAGAAGAGAAGCAACUCCCCAGCAACAGAGACAGCCUUUUAUAGACACUUCAUACCCAAUUUAAACCCUAAUCUAAUCUCUCAACGUCCAACACC
Molecule: messenger RNA, 625 nt
Organism: Moneuplotes crassus
Lineage: Eukaryota; Ciliophora; Spirotrichea; Euplotida; Euplotidae
Source: the annotation of a GenBank genome assembly